AUGGAGGUGGCCCUGCCCAGGGACCUGGAGCAGCACGCUAGCCUGGCCAAGAGGAGACACGCGGAGCUGUGCAGGCAGCGACAGAUCUUCAACGCCAGGAACAGGAUCGUCGGGGGAGACACAGGAGCCUGGGAUGUUCAAGUUCAUGAUCAGAAGAUAAAAGAAGCAACUGAAAAAGCUAGACAUGAAACCUUUGCUGCUGAAAUGAGACAAAAUGACAAAAUCAUGUGCGUAUUAGAAGACCAGGAAAGGAGAGAUAGGAAAAAUCUCUGUAGAGUUAUCAGUGACUUCCAACAGAGCUUUCAGAAGCCAGAAACUCGCCGUGAAUUUGAUCUAUCUGACCCCCUAGUCCUUAAGAAAGAUCUUCCAGCCCGGCAGUCAGAUAAUGAUAUUCGGAAUACAAUAUCGGGAAUGCAGAAAUUCAUGGGGGAGGAUUUAAACUUCCAUGAGAGAAAUGCUCGUAUUAACCAAAACCGUGCAGAGGACUUCCACACAGAGACAAGGCUGCAGUUUGAUGAAACAGCCAAGCACCUACAGAAGCUGGAAAGCGCCACCAGAAAGGCAGUUUGUGCAGCUGUGAAAGAGUUCAACAAGAACCAGGCCAUGGAGGCAGCAGAAAAGAAAAAGCAAGAGAGAAAACAAGAACAAGAGGACAACCUGUCCGAGAUCGCCAACCUGCUGCGUGGGGACCUGCUCUCUGAGAACCCACAGCAGGCAGCCAGUUCCUUCGGGCCCCACCGCGUGGUCCCCGACCGCUGGAAGGGCAUGACCCAGGAGCAGCUGGAGCAGAUCCGCCUUGUUCAGAAGCAGCAAGUCCAGGAAAAGCUGAGGCUCCAGGAAGAAGAGCGCCAGCGAGACAUGGACUGGGACCAGCGGAGGAUUCAGAGUGCUCGCGCCACCUUGCUGUUUGAACGGCAGCAGCAGCGCUGGCAGCGUGACCUGAGCAGGGCUCUGGACAGCAGCAACCUCAGCCUGGCCAAGGAGCAGCAGCUGCAGAAAAAAUAUAUGAAUGAGGUCUAUGCAAAUCAACCCACAGAAGACUAUUUCACACAAUUUAAUACAACAAGCCGGUAAUAAAAAGGACAUCCUCGUUCCCCUCAUUAAUGUAAGAAGUGAGGCGACCUUAAAAA
Messenger RNA from Galeopterus variegatus (Sunda flying lemur), 1130 nucleotides. RefSeq names its product RIB43A domain with coiled-coils 2 (gene RIBC2). The record is from RefSeq and is a predicted model, not a curated record. Lineage: Eukaryota; Metazoa; Chordata; Mammalia; Dermoptera; Cynocephalidae. The transcript is spliced from 8 exons. Bases 1 to 1074 code for a protein of 357 amino acids.